Messenger RNA from Endocarpon pusillum Z07020, 1800 nucleotides. RefSeq names its product FACT complex subunit pob3. The transcript has 6 exons. NCBI's taxonomy places the organism in Eukaryota, Fungi, Ascomycota, Eurotiomycetes, Verrucariales, Verrucariaceae. Gene Ontology annotation, molecular function: DNA binding; nucleosome binding; histone binding. The record is from RefSeq and is a predicted model, not a curated record. Gene Ontology annotation, cellular component: FACT complex; nucleus. Bases 1 to 1800 code for a protein of 599 amino acids.
AUGCUGAUGUUGCACAGGGAGACGUUUGAGAAUAUCUAUCUCGACCUUUCGAAACAGUCCGGCAAGUGCAGGUUUGCAGAAAGUGGAUUGGGUUGGAAGCCCAGCGGUGGCGGUGACACAUUCACACUCGAUGCCGGCCAAAUAGACGGGGCGCAAUGGAGCAGAGCAUCAAAAGGCCACGAACUAAAGAUUCUAUCAAGAAAUGUUGGAGUGAUACAGCUUGAUGGUUUUGAGCAGGAGGACUUCGAUCGAGCCAGCAAAUGCUUCAGAAUCUGGUACGGAGUCAACCUAGAAAACAGGGAGCACGCUCUACGAGGCUGGAAUUGGGGAAAAGCAGAAUUCGGAAAGGCGGAACUGGCUUUCAACGUCCAGAAUCGACCUGCUUUCGAAAUACCUUACUCCGAAAUCUCCAAUACGAAUCUUGCGGGAAAGAAUGAAGUGGCAGUGGAGUUCAACCUGGGCGCUGAGCCAAUUACGAAUGGAGUGAACGGACACAAAGAGGGCAGUACCCGAAAUCGAGGCCGGAAAGCUGCAGCUGGACGAGACGAGCUUGUAGAAAUGCGCUUUUACAUUCCGGGCACUGUCGCAAAGAAGGAGAAGACCGAGGAUGCGGACAGUGGCGCAGACGAUCAGGAGGAAGACGCUGAAGAGACCAAUGCUGCAAACCAGUUUUAUGAGACGCUGAUUGAUAAAGCCGAAAUUGGCGAAGUGGCGGGUGACACAUAUGCAACCUUCUUGGAUGUUUUGCAUCUUACUCCCAGAGGGCGAUUCGACAUCGAUAUGUACGAAAGCUCAUUUCGAUUACGAGGCAAAACAUACGACUACAAGAUCCAAUAUCAAUCCAUCAAGAAAUUCUUUAUUCUCCCCAAGAAUGACGAAACCCACACUCUUAUCACUAUGGGCCUGGACCCACCUUUACGACAGGGUCAAACUCGAUAUCCGUUUAUUGUCAUGCAAUUGAAGAACGACGAAGAGGUCAGCAUCGAUCUGAACAUGACAGAAGAACAAAUACAAAGCGGCCAGUACAAGGGUCUAGAACCACAUUACGAAGCCCCCAUAACCCAAGUCAUCUCGCGUGUCUUCAAAGGUCUCUCUGGGAAGAAGAUCAUCACACCCUCAAAAGACUUCGUAAGCCACCACAACAUGAACGGCAUCAAAUGCUCCAUCAAAGCCAACGAAGGCCUCCUCUUCUGCCUCGACAAGUCCUUCAUGUUCGUCCCCAAACCAGCAACCUACAUCCAAAUCGAAAACAUCGCCAUCAUCACCAUGUCAAGAGUUGGAGGUGCCAUCUCGGCAAGCAGAACCUUCGACAUCACCAUCACAUUAAAAUCCGGGCAAGGUGAACAUCAAUUUAGUAACAUCAAUCGUGAGGAACAACAACCGCUCGAGACCUUCUUCGCCGCCAAAUCCAUCAAGUUCAAGAACGAAAUGCUCGACGACUCGGCCACCCUGCUCGCCGCCGCCCUGGACCGAGAAGACCUGGCCUCCUCCUCCGACGACAACGCCGGCAACCACAACAACGCUGCGAAUGGGAACCAGGUGCGGGGGAGCGCGGACGAGGAUGAGGAGAGUGUCGACGAGGACUUUCAGGCCGACUCGGAAUCCGACGUCGCGGAGGAAUAUGACAGUGCGCAUGAGAGCGAGGGCAGUGGGAGUGAGGAUGAUGAGGAGGGGAGUGGUGGUGGCAAAAAGGGAGGGAGGGGGGGUGGCGAUGAGGAGAUGGACGAUGCGGAUGCGGAUGCGGAGGGGGUUAGUGAUGAGGAGGAGGAGAGGAGGCCGAAGAAGAAGUCGAAAUCUUAG